UAAAGCAGAAGGCAGCGUGCAAGAAAAGACGAGGCUCCAAAGGGGUAGAGGACGGGACCAGAGGGCAUAUACCCAUAAAUGCUUCCAUGGAUUCCACCACAGCCUGUUCACUCAAUGGGGUAUAUCCACUCCAGUAGGUCCCUUCAAUCCCAUUUUUGAUUCCUUCUAUCCCUUGUACUCCAUCGCAUAUCACUCCUAUUAAUCUAAUCCAUUCUCUCCAAUCUCUCGACUCUAUUUAACAGUCAUGUCCACUUCUCUCUCUAUAAAUCCUCCCUCCUUAUCUAUCAUCACCACGACUCCCUCUUCUCCCUCCUCCUUCUCCUCCUCCUCUUUUUCUACUUCUUCUUCUUCUUCUUCUUCUUCUUCUUCUUCUUCAUAUACCUCUGUUUCUCCGAGACCACUCAGUCUUUAUCCUUCUACAGCAAAGCCCAUUACCCUCGUUUGCCGACAAGCUCGCUUUUCUCCAUCUGAGGGAACAUCAAGGCUUAGGAGGAGGACUAUGGCUGCAAAAGGAGACAUGACCAUUACAGAAAUGAGGGAAGAAGACGAAGAGGAGGAGAGUCCUCCUCCUUCGCUCGAGUCGGAGGCAACUUCCAGGCCUCGCCGUAUCGCUCUCUUCGUCGAGCCUUCUCCAUUUGCAUAUGUGUCAGGAUAUAAGAAUCGGUUCCAGAAUUUCAUAAGAUAUCUACGUGAAAUGGGGGAUGAGGUAAUGGUUGUAACAACGCAUGAAGGGGUGCCACAGGAGUUUUAUGGAGCAAAACUGAUUGGGUCACGGAGCUUUCCUUGCCCAUGGUAUCGAAAGGUUCCUCUUUCUUUGGCACUUAGCCCUAGAAUAAUCUCAGAGGUUGCCCGAUUUAAGCCUGAUAUAAUACAUGCAUCAUCACCUGGAAUUAUGGUCUUUGGUGCUCUCUUUAUUGCAAAACUAUUGUGUGUUCCUAUAGUGAUGUCUUAUCACACCCAUGUUCCAGUAUAUAUCCCAAGAUACACCUUUAGUUGGUUGGUGAAACCCAUGUGGUUGAUCAUAAAAUUUCUUCACAGAGCAGCUGAUCUCACUCUGGUGCCAUCAGCAGCCAUUGCAAGGGAUCUCCAAGCUGCUAGGGUAACAGCAGCUAACAGAAUUCGUCUUUGGAAUAAGGGGGUUGACUCUGAAAGUUUCCAUCCUUGUUACUAUUCUCAUGAAAUGCGUUUAAGACUAAGCAAUGGUGAACCUGAGAAACCAUUAGUAAUCCAUGUUGGAAGACUUGGGGUAGAGAAGAGCUUGGAUUUCCUGAGAAGGGUGAUGGAUAGACUUCCAGAAGCAAGGAUAGCUUUCAUUGGAGAUGGCCCUUAUAGGGAGGAGCUGGAGAAAAUGUUCUCUGGCAUGCCUGCUGUGUUCACAGGGAUGUUGCAAGGUGAGGAGCUCUCUCAGGCAUACGCCAGCGGGGAUGUUUUUGUGAUGCCCUCAGAAUCUGAGACACUGGGUCUGGUUGUUUUAGAAGCCAUGUCAUCAGGGGUCCCUGUGGUGGGAGCUCGUGCUGGGGGAAUCCCAGAUAUCAUUCCUAGGGAUGAUGAGGGAAAGACUGGUUUUCUCUAUAAUCCUGGAGAUAUUGAGGACUGCUUAAGCAAACUAGAGCCUCUGUUGCACAGCCAUGAAUUGAGAGAAACCAUUGGGAAAGCUGCACGUGAAGAAAUGGAGAAGUAUGAUUGGAGGGCUGCGACUAGGAAGAUACGCAAUGAACAAUACAAUGCAGCAAUCUGGUUCUGGCGGAAAAAGAGAGCCCAGCUGCUACGACCUCUACAAUGGCUGACAAGACUUUUCUUCCGAACACCAGAAAUUAACUACAGAUUUGGAUAAAGAGUAUACUAGAUGAUACUAUUAUGGUGGCCACCAACAGUGCUGCCUAGUCGCUAACAGCCUAACCCUACCUUGCCUACAAUGUCGUUGAAGAAUUUGAAUUAUACAGAGCAUGUGGGGAUAAGCAUAUGGGACUUGAGAGUACCUAGAGAGAAGGUGAUAUGAGCAGCAGCCUGCCUGGUGGCGUUUCGUUUUCAUACCAAAAUCAAAUGUAGAAAAGACUUGGCACAGGGUUUUUCUUUUGGCAAAUCUGGAAGAGCCUAUAUUUAGAGUGCUUAGGUGUUGGCCAUGGCUAUCGCACUGACCUACGGCCUGGCCUACAUGCAUACCGAGGAGGGAGGACUGACCACCACGGAAUAGGGGGUGGCACCUAAUCAAUUAUUGAUGUGUUUUACUUUUCUAUUUGUAAGGUUGAAAUUGCAUCUUAAUUAUGCAACGUUGGCAAAUUAGUAAAUUAAAUGGCUUUUGAAGUA
Molecule: messenger RNA, 2307 nt
Organism: Vitis riparia (riverbank grape)
Lineage: Eukaryota; Viridiplantae; Streptophyta; Magnoliopsida; Vitales; Vitaceae
Product: sulfoquinovosyl transferase SQD2
Exons: 12
Coding region: 245-1834 (529 amino acids)
Biological process (GO): glycolipid biosynthetic process; sulfolipid biosynthetic process
Cellular component (GO): chloroplast envelope
Molecular function (GO): UDP-sulfoquinovose:DAG sulfoquinovosyltransferase activity
Source: RefSeq, a predicted model, not a curated record